AUGGAGGGCAUGGAAUAUCUCUACGUUCCUGGCCUUCCAGAACUUGUACCACUGGAAAUCGGCCUCACACUUAUGGCAAACAAGGGUCCCAGCUCACCCAACAUAAUCGAUCUGCUGGAUUGGCAGGACUUUCCAGACCAUUAUAUAAUGGUCCUGCAGCGCCCUUUACCAUGCCUGAGUGUGUUCAAGCUUUUGGAGAGCUGUGGCAACAUCUUUGAAGAAAGGUUUGCUCGGUAUGUGAUGCGCCAGGUUAUCGAGGCAGCUGAGACCUGCUGCCGGCGCGGAGUAUUCCACAGAGAUAUAAAGUUGGAGAACUUGAUCAUCAACACACACACCAUGGAUGUCACACUGAUUGACUUCGGCUGUGGGAACCUGUUCCACGAAACAGAGUACCACACUUUUAGUGGCACAGAGAUGUACUGCCCUCCAGAGUUUUUCGAAACGGGCAAAUACUUAGCACGGCCAGCAACUGUGUAUUCGCUUGGAGUGCUGCUAUACACUAUGGUGUGCGGUUGUAUGCCAGACUACACGGAUCGGGAAAAGAUGCAGCACUGGCUCUGGUAUCUGCCGUCCUUGUCUUGUGAAUGCAGUCAUCUCAUAAAUGCCUGUCUGCAUCCCGAUCCCAGCGAGAGGAUACUACUGGAGCAGAUCCUCCUCCAUGACUGGUUUACGAUCACACCAUCAGACAUGGAGGAUGAGCGCCCGGUCCUGGUCAUGCAGGAAGAGCUGAUUAGCCAGGAAGAUGGAGGGAGUUUGGUAAAGGAGAAAAAGAAAUGGAAGAAAAAAUCGAGUUUUUGGAGAAAGCUGUUCCGCUUUUCACGCCCAAGAGCUGGAAGGGGUGAAAAGGUGAAGCAGGUGGACAGUGAGAAGGUGAAGCCAGUUACCGAAGCAGAACCUUCUACUGAUGUAGGAAACAUCUCAAGCCCUGUUGAGCAUCAUGACUACCAGCAAGCUCCUAACAGCCUUGAGGUUCCUCCCUCCAUCAUUGACCUGCAAAUACAGGAACAGUGUGAGAAUGUGGAGCUGGAGGAAGAAAUGUCUACUGAUGGUAAAUCUCUUCAUCUUUUGUGUUUACUGAACUUAAUCAUUAAAGAAGAUCAUCAUAGCUUUAAACAUUUGCAGAGUUCAAAUUUUCAGAUGUGCAGUUGUUUGUGUAUCUGA
Molecule: messenger RNA, 1161 nt
Organism: Danio rerio (zebrafish)
Lineage: Eukaryota; Metazoa; Chordata; Actinopteri; Cypriniformes; Danionidae
Source: RefSeq, a predicted model, not a curated record